UGCAAACGCUAUUUUGUCCCCAGCAGGUUUCCGUAGGAGUAAUAACAAAAAAGUGAGUCUGUAUCUAUUACCAUAUGAAUUAUUUAAACUAGACACACUAACUCGGCGAGGGGAUGUCUGUGGAGUUUAGGAUUAAGAAGACCGAGUGUGUGGAAGUCAGUGAGGUGAUUCUGGGUGAACCUUAUUGUGUGUCCGUGCUGAAACAUGGCUACUGCAUCAGCCAGGCUGAUGGCUCUGUUCGGGCAGACGGCAGCAUUACCUUACUAACAGGACCACAAACUAUACUGGUGGAUACGGGAGGGCCAUGGGACCGAGACUUUCUUCUCUCUAAACUGAAAGAAAGAGGAUUGUCACCUGCUGAUGUUAGUUUUGUGGUCGGUACACACGGUCACUCCGACCACGUGGGUAACUUAAACUUGUUUACAAGAGCAACAGUAGUCGUGGGAUGUGACGUCAGCCAGGGGGACAGAUACAUGCCGAACAUGCUGGCAGAGGGGUCACCCUACCCCAUCGACCCAUAUGUGUCCAUCAUCCCUACACCUGGCCAUACAGGACGUGAUGUCAGUGUUCUUGUUAAGGGAACAGUUGUGGGACAAGUUCUCGUGGCUGGGGACCUGUUUGAGUGUUGCACUGAUGAAGGCUCAUGGAGGGAGCUUAGCGAGAACCCAGAGGUGCAGGAUGUGAGUCGGCAGACUGCUUUAAAGACUGCCGAUGUGAUCAUUCCUGGACAUGGAGCACCGUUCAGGGUGUUCAGGGAUUCAGGAGACUGAGGACCAAAACAUCGGUCCAAAAUAAUGAAGUAUAGUUGGGCCUGGGGUGCAUAUCAUGUCUAAUCUUAGACAUUCAUUUGAAAGUCAUAGGAAUGAUAAAAAAAAGAUAAUAUGCAUUAUUGUACUGUCACUAUUGUAAUUUCACUAUUGUUUAAUUUUUGUUAUGCAGUGUUUCACUUCAUUUGUAAAACCUGGCAACCAUGCUUGCUUUGUUACCAGUCUGUUACCAUGGAUACUAAGGAGAUCCCCUACGCAUCACAAUAGUCCAACCAAAACAGCGCCUUACACAGCAGCAAAAUAAAAUUAUAUUUCUGUACAUACAUCUUUUAUGUUUUUAGAUAUUGAGCCUAAGAUAAAAACACAAUGUAAUUGUAUAUUAAUGCAUAUACUAUUAUUAUGUGAUUGUUCUCUAUUGCUAUUAAAAAUGUAUAUUCUUAGAAAA
This is a messenger RNA of Tachysurus vachellii, 1212 nucleotides long. RefSeq names its product metallo-beta-lactamase domain containing 1 (gene mblac1). The transcript is spliced from 2 exons. The record is from RefSeq and is a predicted model, not a curated record. The coding region runs from base 114 to 770 and encodes 218 amino acids. Lineage: Eukaryota; Metazoa; Chordata; Actinopteri; Siluriformes; Bagridae.